Molecule: messenger RNA, 2680 nt
Organism: Rosa chinensis
Lineage: Eukaryota; Viridiplantae; Streptophyta; Magnoliopsida; Rosales; Rosaceae
Product: zinc finger CCCH domain-containing protein 18
Exons: 8
Coding region: 341-2029 (562 amino acids)
Molecular function (GO): RNA binding; metal ion binding
Source: RefSeq, a predicted model, not a curated record
UUUAUGCAAGUUGUAGGUUUGUGUGUUUGAUUUUUGAACUAAAGACAAGGGCGCUCUCUUCUUCUUCUCCUUCUCCUCUAAAGCUCUCUAUCCUUUCUGUCAGUUUGCUUUUUUGUUUGUUUGAGAGAGAAAAUGUGUCUUCCUUUCUGUUUGAGAGAAUUGGGAUAUAAGAGGAGGAGGAGAUAAAAUUAUAAAAGCAGCAAAACAAAAAACAGAGAGAGAGAGAGAGAGGGGGAAAGCAAUCAUGGGUAUGGAGGAGUUUGAAGGGUUGGAUUGUUGGCUCCUUUGACUUUGGCUGCAUAUUCUUCUGGCUCUGAAAACUAGAGGGUUGCAAUCUGAAAUGGAUUUUUCAGAGUCCACAAAAGUAGUGUACAAUAGGAUCCAGAAGCUAGAGCCUGAAAAUGUCUCUAAGAUAAUUGGCUAUCUUCUGUUGCAAGACAAUGGGGAGCGUGACAUGAUCCGGCUGGCUUUCAGCCCCGAUAAUUUGAUCCAGUCUUUGAUUAAUAAGGCGAAAACCGAGCUAUGCAAACAUGCAGUGUCGUCUCCAAUCUCACCUUCUCAGAUGAACCAAGUGGCUGUCUCGGACCUGCCUUUGCAAUUCACUCCCUACUCUCCGAGUUUAACAAGACCGAUUUCAUGUCCCACAACUCUUGGAGCGGCAAAUCCAUUCAGUAGGGAGGCCCAAGUGCCUGGUGAUCAGCAACCACUGCAAGCUGUAGACUUUAUUCCACCAGGGUACUCAGAUUCCGCUGCUGAAGAUUAUUGCCUCCAGAGUCAACAAAUGCAGUUUCUGCCAGACUUUUCAAGCAAUUUCUGCUAUCAUGAACCUGCAUUGGGUGUGAGGAGUCGAAGGUCUCCGAGCUUGCCUGAGUUUCCUCUUAAGGUUUGCCAUUACUUCAGUAAGGGCUUUUGCAAGCAUGGAAACAACUGCAGAUACUUCCAUGGCCACCCCAUGCCAGAGAGCUUUUCACAGUUUUUCUGCCCAAAUUCAAAUGUGCUUCAAAGCGAUGACCAUGUUGUCUCUCCUGGAUCCCUUGAGAAGCUAGAGUAUGAAAUAAUUGAGCUUCUGAAAUCUCGAAGAGGGUUUCCAAUAUCUAUUGCCUCUUUGCCAAUGAUGUAUUAUGAGAAAUAUGGGAGGACUCUUCAGGCCGAAGGGUACCUUACUGAGAGCCAGAGACAUGGUAAGGCUGGCUAUAGCCUCACAAAGCUUCUUGCUAGAUUGAAAAACAGCAUUCGUCUCAUUGAUCGGCCUCAUGGACAGCACUCGGUUAUAUUGGCUGAAGAUAUUCCAAAAUACUUGGAGUAUACUGGCGAGAAAACUGAACCUGGUGGAAUUAUUGCUGGUUCUCGACAGAUUUAUCUCACUUUUCCAGCUGAGAGUAAUUUCACUGAGCAAGAUGUUUCCAACUAUUUCAACAAAUAUGGGCCAGUUCAAGAUGUGCGCAUCCCAUGCCAGCAGAAGAGGAUGUUUGGGUUUGUCACCUUUCUUUAUGCAGACACGGUGAGACAUAUUUUGUCGAAAGGGAAUCCUCAUUUUGUAUGCGGGGCUCGAGUUCUGGUGAAACCUUACAGGGAGAAGUCUAGGCUUGUUGACAGGAAGUUUUCAGACAAGAUGCAGCAUUCUCCAUGCUACAAUUCACAUUACAUUGAUGCGGAUGCAGAGCUUCACUCAAUGCCAAGAGUUUGUGACAGUUCAAGAUUGCUAAGAAAGCAAUUCAUAGAAGAGCAUGAGCAGGCACUUGAGUGUGAGAGAAGACGUCGCUCGGAAAUGCACUUAGCAGCCAAGCCCUUGUCCCAUCAUCAUCAUCUCUAUUAUGGCUACUCCAUGGAUGAAUUCAAUCAUCCAGAAGAACAUGCUGAGUUCCCAUCUGCGAAGGAAUUUAACAUUUUGCUGGAUGCUUGGAAUAAUGGUUCCACCAGUGAGGACAAAAUUCGACACAUAAACACUAAUUACAUUGACCACCAGGAUAGCCAAGGUAUUAUCCUCCCAGAGAGCCCAUUCGCAUCUGCAAUAUCAACAGUUAUAUAAGGAUUCAAACAAACAGUAAUUAUAGAGGUAGAGGUACCGGCUUGCUAGACUAAGAGACUACUAAUUCAUGCUUUGGAUACAACAGGAAAGACCUUCAUAUUCUUCUAUUUCAUUUUCACUUUACCUCAAGUUCAUGGGUCUGUUCAUUUAAAUAGAGUUCGUUCAUACCAACUGAAGAAGAGAGAGAGAGAGAGAGACAGUAGAAGUACUUCCAUUCCCCCCUGAUAUGCGGAGGAGAAGAAUUCCAAGGAAGAAAGAUACAGAAAGCUAAUAUGUCACAGGUUUUAAGCCUCUUUUUUUUUUCCUCAUUACUUCUUUUAAUGUAAUCACAGAGGCUGCAAGUGAGGCUAGAGGCCCUAGAGAGCUUGUGGGUUCUUUACUGAAAUAUAAGUAGUUUGCUUUUAGUUGAAGAAGAAAGUAAGUGGUAGUGAAAAAUAUGCUGGAAGUGCAGAGUAAAGAAGAAUGGUGUAGUGUGAUAUCUGCAACACCAAGAAACAAAUUUCAAUAAAUAUGAAGUUAUACAAAGUUUCUAUUUACCGUAUUACAUAUUUAAAAUGCUUAUGCCAUGCAUUAUGUGAAUUACCUAUUCAAAAGAUGUUGGUUUUCUAAACCUUCUGAAAUAAAAGAUAGAGAAUAUCAUUUGGGCCACAA